Amyelois transitella is the source of this 2778-nucleotide messenger RNA. Its product is annotated as protein-L-histidine N-pros-methyltransferase. Bases 237 to 1343 code for a protein of 368 amino acids. Lineage: Eukaryota; Metazoa; Arthropoda; Insecta; Lepidoptera; Pyralidae. The record is from RefSeq and is a predicted model, not a curated record. Gene Ontology annotation, molecular function: protein-L-histidine N-pros-methyltransferase activity. The transcript has 5 exons.
GCUACACUGACAUUGACAUUUGGCAACAAAACAAUGUUUUGAAUUGAUGAGUUUUUUAUUUCUACAUGGUUUUUAUAAUUUAUUUAACUUGUAGUGAUAAAAUAAUAAGAAUACCAUUGAAAUAACUUUUAACAUCUUGUAAUUAUAAAGUACGCAAAAGAAAUGUCCGAACUCUCGCCGAAAAUUUGUAAAUAACCCUCAAUCAUUGGUUAUCGCAAUGAAUUGUUUAUCAAAUUAUGAUCAUUGCAUUACCUGUAUUAUUUUAUUUAUCAUUGACUCUAAUAAAUCAAACCAAAUGUAUCUGCCACAAUACUGAUUUAUUAUAUCCUUACUACAUAAAGGAAGACUAUCAAACCUGUGAAGGUGAGAAAAACUUUGGAAGACAGUUAAAUAAGGAAAAUCAAGCUAUUUCCUCGUUAAAACUAGUUCAAAAUACCAAAAAGAUGUCAUCGAAUGGAUUCUACAGGCCUAGAAGUGCUUUAGCCCGGGCUUUACAAGAAAAACAGCGGAAUGAUAGACAUCUUCAGGAGUUUGACCAAGAAGAGUGGUACCGCGUAGAACAGAACGGCCUAAGCCCAGAGCUGAAGAAGAAGUUCGUACAACUACAUCCCGAUGAGGAAACCAAGGAGUUCCUGUCGUCGUCCAUAGACAAGUCUUCGUGGGUCUGGACACAGAUCUGGUACCUGUUGGCGAAGGCUGUGCUCAGGCACUUCUGGUCCAUCACCGAUAUCAAUGGCUGGCUAGGCCGCGGCUCUAUGUUCGUACUAUCGGAAGCGCAGGCGCGCCUGAUGCUGCAAGCCGCCAAGUGGUCCGGCAGCGGCUCGGCCACCGUGGUAGACGUCGGUGCCGGAGACGGCGAGGUCAGCCGCCGUUUCGCCAAUCUCUACUCGCAGAAAUACGCCACCGAAAUAUCGGCUAGCAUGAGGAAAGCGUUGAGCAGUAAAGGUUACACAUUGUUGGACACGGACUAUUGGUGGCGCACGCAGCAAUUCGACUGCGUGUGCAUGUUGAACCUGCUGGACCGCUGCAGCAGGCCCAAGACUAUGCUGAAUCAAGCGAAGAAAGCCCUGGCGCCAGGCGGCGUACUUUUAUUGGCGCUGGUGCUGCCAUACAAACCUUACGUCGAAGUGACGGCAGAUCACAAGCCCGAAGAGCGCCUGCCUAUCCAGGGGUCCACAUUCGAAGAGCAACUAGCAUCAUUCGUUUCUUUCAUGGAUGACAUUGGUUUCACGCUAUCGUCGUGGUCACGCGCACCGUACCUUUGUGAAGGCGAUUUCGCGCAAGCGUACUACUGGCUAGAUGACUCAGUGUACGUGUUCACGCCAAAAGAUGGCGCUACAUGAAGUCUUUCAUAACACGGCAUUUUUUUUUAUUCCGAUAUUAUUCCAAUCGAAAAUAAAAAAAUACUUUUAUUACUUAUUAUUAAUUUUGAUUGGUUGAAUUAACCUCAAAACAAAAACGUGAUACGCUUCUGUUCCUUGAUAUUGAUAUUGUAUACAAAUUUUUCAAAGCGGCCAAAUUAUAGGCUUUGGCUGAGGAAUAAUUUAGGAAUGUUAAAGUUAUCAUAUAAAAAACAGUAUUUUGAUUUGAUAUUACAACAGUAUAAUGAAUAUCAGAUCAAAGCAUGAAUAUGCGCUACACUCAUUGGUAGACUGUCAAUUAAAAUGGACGCCACUUAAUUGCGGUUACUUUGGUGCUAAUCGUCUAAGUAAUAAAAAAUACAUACUCUUCUAUUUUCAUUCGAUAGUACAUGAGCCAGCUCUCGUUGAAAAUUAUCCAAAAAUUUAUCCCAAGUAAUUCCGCGAAUCAAGACGAAAAAAGAAGAUCUUGACGUAAUUGAGUUAUAUAUUAUUAUAUUGUGUAGAAAUUUUUGCAUGCGAACUUUAUGUCGAUAGAUAGGUACGUACUUAAGUUAAAAAUAUUUUUAUUUUACAAAGUUCCUUAUUUUUUAUUUAAUAUUGAUUUAUUUAUUAGAUAUAAUGUAUUUAAACACAUUAUCUCAACAUGGAGAGAUUCCAUAAGUUGUUCUUUAUGUUGUCAAGUUCUAUACAUAGGUACCGAAUUUUUCUAUGAAUAUACUAAUUCGGUAUACUUUUUGUAAGUAGAUAGGUGUAUUUCAAUCAGAUGUUAGAAAAAUGUAUUUUUUAAAGCUUAGUUGAUACGAAUAAUCUUGAGUAAAAAUAAUCAUAGUACAGUUUUUAUAAUGUCAAAAGUCUAUCUCUUCUCAACUACAAUUCUUUCAAAAUGCAUUUAUCUUGUGUCAAUAUUUUUAAAUCGUAUGUAAUUCAAAGCUAUUGUCCAAUAAACAUUAAAAGGAAUGACUUAAGAAGGAGAUGGUUGAUUAUUUUCAUUUUUUUAUCAAGAAGUUUAAUUAAACGGCGAAUUUAUUUAAAAACUAUUACUAUUGUCUAUUACGACAAUUUACUUAAGGCUGUAACGCGCACGCGCAUUUACAUCGAAGAUAUUGUUUUGGGAAUCAAUUAAUGAAAAUAAUUGUUGUGUUGCACUGUAAAUAAGAGCACAAAUCUUGUAUUCAACAUUUUUAUACCUUUAUAUUACUCACAAUAUCAAUUGUUAGGUUAGAAUUUAUUAUUAUAUAUUUUAUCAUAUUAAAUGUAUCAAAAUAUAAUUUUUCCAUGAAUUAUUUCCGUCAUUCCAUUAGUGUUUUAUUUAGAUUUUUGUUACAUAUUAUGAUUAAUCAUCAGGCGUUUAUUCCUUUGUAUUAAAAUAAAGAAAUCUUUGUAUUCCAUUUCCACGACUGCGAUUAUUAAGACUUUA